Messenger RNA from Scophthalmus maximus (turbot), 5687 nucleotides. RefSeq names its product GRAM domain containing 4a (gene gramd4a). The coding region runs from base 429 to 2264 and encodes 611 amino acids. NCBI's taxonomy places the organism in Eukaryota, Metazoa, Chordata, Actinopteri, Pleuronectiformes, Scophthalmidae. The record is from RefSeq and is a predicted model, not a curated record. Gene Ontology annotation, biological process: negative regulation of toll-like receptor 9 signaling pathway; apoptotic process. The transcript is spliced from 19 exons.
CUCCCCGAACACUGACGAAACGUCCUCGGCCCCGCUCCUCGGCCCGACUCGAGUCCUGCGAAAUCAACAAGAGGCGACGGCGACGCUGGAAUCCGCGAGCUCGGGGUUUAACGGUACUGCCCAGGAGCAGGAGGAGGAGCAGCAGCAGGAGGAGGAGGAGGAGGAGGAGGGACGCAACUGGUAUUUUUUUUUUUGUUCUUCUUUCCUUCCCCCUUCCCACGUCGGUGUGACCGCCGGUCUGACCGCUCAGCACUCAGCAGCAGACGACGUGUGGUCGCCGGCCAGAGAGACGAGCGCGCACCGCGGGGAUGGAGGCACCGAGCGAGCGGCUCUCGUCGUGAGACCGGCGCCACAUUUGUCCGCGGAACGCGUCCCGAGCAGCAGGUGCACUGAAAGGAUAACGCGGACCAAAGGCAAUCUCAGUGUUCAUGAAACUUUGCUACGAUUUACGUGCUGGGGUUGCCGUCCGCCAUGUUAAGGUAAAGCCCAGGUGCGCGGUGUUGACCAUGCUAAAGCGCCUGGACAAGAUCCGCUUCCGAGGCCCCAGGACGAGGGACGACUUUCCGGACCUGGCGGAGUCGCCGCCCGCCUCCGACAACGAAUGUAGCGACGACGUGCAGCCGAAGCCCAAGGCGGUUCUGCGAGACACGGAGGAGCUCCUGCGAGACCCUGCGGGUUCAGGGUCUCCCACCAUGGCUGCGGCCAUCCAGGAGUUCCAGAGAUCGGAGUCAGAUCGACUAAAUGAAGUCAAAGGUCACUUGGAAAUUGCCUUACUGGAGAAACAUUUCCUACAAGAGGAGCUGAGGAAGCUGCGGGAGGAGACGAACGUGGACUCCCUGCGGCAGGAGCUGGAGAGGGAGCGCACCAAGAGGCUGGACCUGGAGCAGAAGAUGAACGAGGUGCUCAAGUCCAGGCUGGAGGACUCUCCGCCACAGCCUCCCCGAAAACAGCAGUCGCCCUCCAACAAUGGAACAGCAGACAAACAGCAGAAGGAGGUGUGGAGUUCGCGGCUGCAGAAGUGGCUGUACGAGCGCUUCGGGGUUUACAUCGAGGACUUUCGCUUCCAGCCGGAGGAGAGCACCGUGGAGACGGAGGAACCACUAAGUGCAAAAAGGUUGACAGAAAAUAUGAGGCGGCUCAAGCGAGGAGCCAGGCCUGUCACGAACUUCUUGAGGAACCUCUCCGCCUUAUCGAAUUGGCACUCUGUCUACACCUCAGCUAUUGCCUUCAUUAUCUAUAUGAAUGCUGCUUGGCAUGGCUGGGCCAUUCCCAUGCUCCUCUUCCUGGCUAUCCUGCGCUUGUCCUUAAAUUACCUCAUCGCCAGAGGUUGGAGGAUCCAGUGGAGCAUUGUGCCUGAGGUGUCUGAACCCAUGGAGCCUCCGAAGGAAGACUUGACCGUGUCCGAGAAGUUCCAGCUUGUACUUGACGUUGCACAAAAAGCACAGAACCUCUUCGGCAAGAUGUCAGACGUUUUGGAGAAGAUAAAGAACCUUUUCAUGUGGGUGCAGCCGGAGAGCACCAGGAAACUUUACAUCUGCCUGUGGAUGGCGUUCAUCACCUCCUGUGUCCUGCCGUACAAACUGAUGGGUUUCAUGAUGGGCCUAUACGCCGGCAUAAAGUUCUUCAUCAUAGACUUCCUUUUCAAGAGCUGUCCGAAGCUGCGGGACAAGUACGACACUCCGCACAUCGUGUGGAACAGCCUCCCCACCGACCCCCAGCUCAAAGAGAGGACCAACGCCACCAUGUCGCGGAGGGUCCAGCCGGUGGUCUCUCGUGGCAGCCUCGCCACUGUGCCGUGUGGGGUGAGCAGAGAGGAAGAGACGGGUCGCUCCCACAGCACCAAGAAGGGAGCCUUCCAUGAGAUUUUCAACCUGUCAGAGAUAGAGCGCCCUCUGGCGGUGUGCGAGAACGGCUGGAGGUGUUGCCUGAUCAACAGGGACAGGAAGAUGCCCACGGACUACAUCAGGAACGGAGUGCUGUACGUCACAGAGAAUUACCUGUGCUUUGAGAGCUCCAGCUCCAGAUCCAGCUCCUCUAAAAAGAAUAAGGUUAUCAAGCUGGUUGACAUCACUGACAUACAAAAGUACAAAGUGUUGUCAGUCCUCCCAGGAAGUGGGAUGGGCAUCUCCAUAGCUACUCCUUCCACCCAGAAGCCACUGGUGUUUGGUGCCAUGAUCCACAGAGACGAAGCCUUCGAGGCCAUUUUCACACAGUACAUGAAGAUCAUGACCACCAGCAAACCACCAGCCAGCGCAGAGCUCUAGACGGACUCCAUCCCUGCAGCGAUUCUCUGUACUUGGGGCUCAAGUGUAAGCCAGAGAGACUCCUGAGUAUGUACUGGGAUGGAAGAUGCGUUCGAACACCACACUCCUCUGCUCUGCAAGAGCUUGCUCCUCUUGUGACGGGCAUCAGCUUCCUCAUUGGUCGGCCCCUUUGAUUGGCAAGGCCACGUCUGAGGGGGGAUAUGGGGGUGUAGUCGGAUUUAGACAUACUUUGUUUGUGUGUUGGACAAUGGAUGAAGCUUUCCGAGGGUUUUUUUUAAGGAGCGAGGGGCUAAAGUGGGGUUUUUAUCAAUCAGCAGAAGGCUGGUGGGGGGGCUGGUUCUUCUCUCCAACCUGACUGACCAACUGACUGGUUUCUGACUAACUUGCUUCAGUGUGUGUGUGUGUGUGUGUGUGCGUGCUUGCCUGCGUGUGUGUUGACGUCAUUGUCAAGUGGCUGUCUUUGCUCCUCAGUCAGAGGUCUGCUUUGGCAGGAAGAUUUCAAAAAGUGCUCCAACAUGGCUGUAAAAUGAAUAUAUCAUAAAAUGAGUAAAAUCUAAAACAAAUAAUCAAUGUUUAACUGCCAGACAUCUGUAGGGACAAAUAUGUAAGGUUAGCUUCAUAAAUCAGUGUAAAAAAACAAAAAAAAACAACCACCAAUGAUGAUAUAUUUAGAAGUUAAACUGGCUGAUUGGUGCCUCUUGGCAUUGCCCGAAGAAAAUAUAGAGGUGUACAAGUGUGAGAGGUCAGUGAUUGUGUGUGGGAUCUUUAGUUUCGUUUUUUUUUACAUGUAUUAGCUGUGAAAACGUCAGAUCACCAUUUGACUGACACAGAGCCUUUCUGUUUGUUUUACAUCGCUGCUGUCUAUGGCGCCCCCCCCCCCCCCCCCCCCUCUUCUUACUAGACACAUUUCAGCAGCGAUGCUAUGUGCUGGUCAUCUCUGUCUGUCCAACAAACAGAAAACAUACGCAGCAUUCAGUAUCCACUUCUGUGUUUGUACGUGUGCAUGUGUGAAACUUAGAGUGAACAGUUUUUUUUUUUCUUCAAAAAUGCCUUUAUUUUGAAAAAAUUCGCCAGUCGUGUUCUGUCUGCACUUUAUCAGGCCGUUACCUGGAAUUUCUUGUUGCCGCGACUAUACUUCUCUGGAAUCCGUGGUCAGUGUUGGCAGAUAGUUUCACAGCUGCCAGUUAUGUCCUGUUGUGUUCUUGUUUUUGUCUGACCACUUGGCCCAGCGCAGGUCAUCGCCUGCUGCUGCACAGUUGCAGCACAAACGCAGUGUGAGCACAGUGUAUUUAAUGCAGGAUUGAUGUCGCCUACAGGGAGGACAUUCCUCUGAGUCGGACAACCUUCAAACCGACCAUAAACAGAAGAAGGAAAGGUACCUUACCUUGAAAAUGAAACCUCUGGCUGAUUAUUUUCACAUCACAGCCCUUCUCACAUUUAAGCGGUGAGCAAUUUUCAACCUCUGACAUAUAAAUCAAAUCUGGUCGUCCAAGACUAGAGUAGAAAUAUCCCGUCAAACACGACUUCCUGUGAUUGGGUGUCCUCACUUUAAUAAAUGCCAGGCUGUUCGAGGUUCGAUAAGCUGUAACAGACUCUCGAUUCAUUUGAGCGAUACCGUUUUUUCAAGAUCCAAAAACCAGGAUUAUGAGCUAUAAAGACAUGCCUAAUUUGUUUCUGUUUUGUCUUCCUGUUUCUGCUUAUGUGUAACGCCACAGUGAGUAGAGGCUGCCGUCUGGGUGCUCUUCCAGAUCUUCUAAAUGUAGGCUUUAAAAAAAAAAAAAUGGUUGUCUAGGAAGUAUAUGGAUAAGACGUAACAGAAUAUUUUCAACGUCACUUUAUUUUGAGACGCCGUUCGCAAGAAUAAAGCUGGUCUUUGGGAUUGCAGAAUGGUUGGAUAUGUAGAAAUAUAAUGCCAAACUACAUCAGACACUUUACUGUGUUUUGUAAGACGAAUGGAGAUGGGAUCUUCAGAUUUUAAUAUGAGAGACGGUAGAGUGGCUACUCCACACUCCCAGCACUGAUUUACUGGGGUGUCCAGCAGGACAGGCUUUAGUUUCCUCGUAAAUCUGACAAAACACUCAAAAGCGAGGCCUUGACAUUUGAAUUUUCACUUCAAUUCCGGGGUAUUUUUAACACACUGAACACUUCUUUCACGUUCAACAAUCCUGAAUCACACUUGUGUCACCAUUCCACAAGAAGAGCAGAGUGUUAUUUUCAGUUCUCCGCCCUUGGACUCAAAUGUCAAGGUUUCUCUUCAAGUCUGUGCACGUCCUCUCGUCAUUGUUAUUAAUCAGAAUCAACAGGACUGGAUAUGAAGUUGCCAAAGAUGCAAUGGACCAGUUCAAACAACCACCGUUGUGGUUCAUUUUUUUGCUCAGACUAAUUAAAGAUGUAUUUUUAUUUGACAUGCACAUAGUAUGAUUUGGCCUGUUAUUUAAUAGAUUGCCUUUCCAGACAUGGAUUUCUAUUUUUGUUUAGGAAUAAAUUGUAUCCAUGAGUAGGGGAAAAACCUGUCGGAUAUUAGAGCAGGUGAAAUCGGUAAAGUAACUAAUGCUGUCUCACUGUGUGAUUGGAUGGCUCACUGUAGUCUUAAAGCUUUUACCUGAAGCCUUUUGUAAUCUCUUAACUCUGAAAAUCAACUCUCUGGGGUUUGCGGGCCCUGACGAGGCUGCACUCAGAUAAAGCACAGAAUGUAUCACGUUAUAAUUUUUUCUUUUCUUUUCUUUUGCCAAAUCUUAAUUUUUUUAUUAUCAUAUUCUGCCUCAUGUUUACAGAUGGUUGUAAAUAUUAUUUGUUUUUUUGUUUUUUUGAAAGAACCCAGUUUGAGUUCCUUUGACUCUGGAGUUAUGAAGACUGGACGGCGACACUGUUCUUGAAUUAAUGUGUCAGCUCUCAUUGGCUCUGCACCAUCUGACUAUCUCUGCUCAUCUUUGACCAAUAGGAAACUAAAAUCGUAGUUACAGAAGCAGUAUUUUAAAACCGCGUUCAGCAUGUAAAUUGUCAUAUCCAACGUCUCAGUACUUGGUCACAUCAUUGUAGUAUUACACCGGAUUCACAGGCUUCAUACAGAGCAGAGAUGGUCGUGAUGGACUGAAAGGACAACUGGAGUAUUUUGGUCUUUCAGUUUGUCUAUUAUGACUUGAAGCACCUUUUUGAAGAUUGUUGAGUAAGACAGAAAUAAUAAAACAGUUGGAUACCCCUCUUUUUUUCCUUUAAAUGAAAUAAAAUGUGUGCUCUCUACUGUACGGCACUUGGGAGGAAUGACUGCCAUGCUGUGUGUGUAUUGCUACUGGUAAAUGAUACAGAAUGGUUACUGCCGUAAUAAUCAAGGGGCCUCAAACACAGUGGUGUUGUCUUUUCAAGGUCCCUCCCCCAUUGAAGCUGGUGUCCUUGCUGUUGUAUUAAAUAUGUUGUUCCUCUUAA